CACGUGCACUUUGUAAUGGAGAUCAACGUGCACACCACGGGCUUCCUCAAUUUACAAACUACCAGUGGCAAAGGUCAUGCAUAAUAAACACAUCCAUGUGGCAUGGCAUUUCGGUCUGUCAGAAUUGCCGUAUGUUUACGUCAGCUUUUUCGUGCUCGGAGUCCACGAAGGCAUCUAAGUUUGAGUGCGAAAGGUCUAUCCUGUUCCUGGGGAUCUAGACAAGCAUCGCGAGGCGGAAAGGCGCUCAAAGUUUGGCAAGAAAAUAACAUUUGGGGACUUGGAAUGGGGGAUACCGAUGAAAUUCUUACGCCGCUGCGGGUGGCAGUGAAGGAACAGGGAGAUUUAGUUCGGAAGUUGAAGGAGGAAAAAGCUGAUGUAAAUGAAGUCAAGAAAGCAGUGGUGGAGCUGAAAGCUCGCAAGAAAGCUUUGGAAGACAAGGAGCUUGCCUUGGCUCCCAAGGAUGACUUUGACCGCCUCAAGAUGGAGGACACGCUCAAGAGGCGAUUCUUCUACGACCAGUCCUUUGCCAUAUACGGAGGGGUAAGCGGCCUGUAUGACUUUGGGCCCGUGGGCUGCGCGCUGAAGGCUAACUUCAUCAACUUGUGGCGGAACCAUUUCAUCAUUGAGGAGGGCAUGUUGGAGGUAGACUGCAGUAUGCUGACGCCAGAUGCCGUCUUCAGGGCUUCUGGUCAUGUUGAGCGGUUUGCAGACUACAUGGUCAAAGACCUGAAGACUGGGGAAUGCUUCAGGGCGGACCAUCUACUCAAAGCACAUCUUGAGAAGCACCUACAAGACAAGAAGACCACAGUCGAGCAACGUGAUGAGUACGCAACCGUCUUGGCCCGGCUGGACUGCUACGGCAAGGACCAGCUAGCCGAGUUCUUCAAGAAGUACAACCUCAAAUCGCCCCUUACCAACAACAGCCUGAGCAAGCCCAUGGACUUCAAUCUGAUGUUUGGCACGUCCAUCGGGCCCACAGGCAACUUACCGGGCUACCUGCGGCCUGAGACAGCCCAGGGUAUUUUUGUCAACUUUAAGCGUCUUCUGGAGUUCAAUCAGGGUAGGCUGCCGUUUGCUGCAGCCCAGAUUGGAAAUGCCUUCAGGAACGAGAUCUCGCCCAGGUCCGGCCUCAUCAGAGUACGGGAGUUUACCAUGUGUGAGAUUGAGCAUUUUAUUGACCCGACCGACAAGGACCAUCCCAAGUUCUCUUCAGUGGCCGACCUUAAGGUGGCACUCUUCUCCAGCUGCGAUCAGCUGGAUGGCAAGUCGGCCUGCCAGAUGACCAUUGGCGAAGCUGUGGAAAAGGGCAUCAUAGCCAGCCCGGUGCUGGGUUACUUCAUGGCCCGCAUCUAUCUCUUCAUGGUGAAGGUGGGUGUGGACCCAGCCAAGCUGCGAUUUCGUCAGCACCUGGACAAUGAGAUGGCCCACUACGCCUGUGACUGCUGGGAUGCUGAAUGCAAGACGUCAUACGGUUGGGUGGAGUGUGUGGGAUGUGCUGACAGGUCUUGCUAUGAUUUGAGCUGCCACAUGAAGGCCACCAAGGUACCGCUGGUUGCCGAGAAGAAACUCCCACAGCCGAAGACUGUUGACGUCAUCGAGGUGGUCCCACAGAAGGGCAUUGUGGGUAAAGCCUUCAAGAAGGAUGCCAAGGCGAUCAUGGAGCACCUGGCGAGCAUGUCGGAGGAUCAGGUCGUGGAGUUUGAGCUGGCCCUCAAGGAGAAGAGUGAAGCAGAAGUACAAGUGGAUGGCAAGUCGUUCAGCCUGAAGCCCGACAUGGUAACCAUCAAGAGAUACCAAAAGACACUGCAUGUUGAGGAGAUCAAGCCAUCUGUCAUCGAGCCCUCAUUUGGAGUGGGCCGAAUCUUGUACUCCAUCCUGGAGCACAACUUCAAAGUCAGGGAAGGAGAUGAACAGAGAACGUAUUUCACCUUGCCAGCCAUCGUUGCUCCCUACAAGUGCUCCGUGUUACCUCUCAGCAGCAACAAGGAGUUUGAGCCACUGGUGAAGGACUUGUCCAAGGCCUUGUCUGACGCCAACAUCUCCCACAAGGUGGACAGCAGCUCUGGCUCUAUCGGGAGACGUUACGCCCGGACGGACGAAAUCGCUAUCCCGUUCGGGAUAACGGUGGACUUUGAUUCCUUGAAGGAGCCCCACACGGCAACACUGCGGGAACGGGACACCAUGAAGCAAAUACGCGCCCCGGUGGAUGAGUUGCCCACAAUUGUGAGCGAUUUGUCAAACGGUAAGAUAACGUGGCUGGACGUUCUGCAGAAGUACCCCAGCUUUGAGGGACAGGAAAGCACAUCUGGCCAAUAAAGGAUGAUGCUCAUGACAUGCUCACCUUCAAGUCCGUUGCAAGUAAUACAUUUGAAAAUAUCUUCUUCUUUUUUCAAUUUUUGUUUUUGAACAUAUACUUGUGAAUUCAAAUUUGAGAUCCUCUAAGUUAGCAACUGUUGCAGGAUAAAACACGGAAAAAAAGAAAUUUGCAAAGCACUGAAAUAAUUUGUUCAUCCAGUAAAACUAAAACUAGUCUAAUCUGACAGGCAACCUCCAUUUAUGCCCGAUUAAUACAGCCACACCUGAUACCAAGUAAAGAGCCCCCAUUGUGCGGUGUUGGCCCAGUGCGUUGCUGGAUGGCUGUGUUGUCUUUACUAAUGCAGCCAGAUUCCAUGAGCGUGCAGUGGUAUGGUAUCGUGCAUCGCUGGAAUGCUGGAAGGCUUUUGUCCCCGCUGAUAAUCUGCUGGUGCUGGCAGUGACAAACAGUGGUAUUGUUUCAAAAUAAUGACGGAUUACCUCCGCUAUUGCCAGCACUCUGUGUUGACAGCAUAUGAACCUUGAUUGGCUAGUCCCAGCAGCUCGGUCUUUUGUUACGAGUUCGGUAUUUUGUUACAAGGCCCAGUUCGUUAGCUCUGAUUUCGGGUACUCCAGCCAGGAAUAUACGGUCAAUGUCUCCGGUACCAGGAAUCCCGGUGCCGAGUGGUUAAUGCACCCCUGAUAGAACUUGCCCGAAUCAUAUAACACAGCAACAGCAUUCCCAGUCAGGAUUCAUUUCAAAGUCAUAAAUAUGUCAGACUUUGGCAUAAGUUGAUCUUCUAGGUAGUUCUCAAAUUUAUCUUACACAACUGGUCUCUGGAUACUUAAAAUCAUGUUUACAAAAAAAUCUGUGUGAAAGAGUGAAUAAAGAAGUUAUAAAAUGUAACUAUGUGGUAUUUGUGGGUUACCAAUGCCAAUGAAAUCAGUGGAUUUUGUGCAUCGAGUGAGAGAAAGUGGACAGUAGAUACAGUGGUCAGUUCCAAUGUCUCAACCAACUCUAUUGCCUUGUCAUUGGGGGGAGGGCAGUAAUACUGUAGGUAAGGGAGGCGUAAAUGGUCGAGUGGUAUUGUAAUAUGUUAUGGGUUUGUGCAUCAAUGAAAAGGAGCACUUCCUUGCCCGUCUAGUGACUUCCCGUGGGGCUGACACCAUUGGCAUUAACCUGGUCGAUGCUCGCCGUUCCCUAUUUAAUACAUGCCACCGGGGACUCUGAAUAAAGAAGCAGGCGGUCAACUCAGCUCGUCAGCAAUUCAGUGGUACUUGGAGGCCUAACACAUUAUCUCUUACAAUUGUCAGAUUGUUUCAGGCAAAACAGGUCAUAUCUGUGGAACUUACGGAUGAGAAAUACAUGUAGCACCCCUGAAAUAUGGCCGGCAAAUGUGGCACAUGUAGUGUAUUUGUGGUAUCGUGUUGUAUUCAGUCUGAUAAUAGCAGUGCUUAAGAAAUUUUCCAGGGUUGCAUUGCAUCUCUACAACAUCUGGCAGUUCAAGUGGCGUUAAAAGUUAGUACAUGUAGGAAUCCUUAUAAGGGGUGAAUUAAAGCGUCCGAGACUUUGGUUGGGGAAAUUACAUAGGAGUGAUUUUCAGGGUGAUUAAAAAAACAAACAAAGAAACGGUUUGGAAAUAAAAAGCAGUGUUGACCUUAGAUUUAAAGUAUUUUUAGACCUUGUGCAAAGCAGAAUGACGCAACUAUUAACUUUUAAUUAUUAUGUCAAUAAUAUAUCUUUCAGAGAUUUACCAAAACACUGAAACAAUCCCCAAAAUGCCAAGAAAUGGUUACAACUUGGUAUUUACAGUAAAUAGAAAGAGGCCUCAAGUUACUACAUGUACAUUGUAAAUUGUUUUUAAAAUCAAAGUCAUGCUGACGGGUGAGAUUUGUCAGGAUUUUUCUUGAUGUCAGGAUUUUUGCAUCAAGAUCUUCCUGAUUUCAUGAUUUUUCAAACAAUCUUUAUAAAAAUCUGGAAAUCUUAAAAAAUCUUAUAUGUAAAUGUGACCCACUCUGUGAAAAUGAGUUUUAAGUUGCCAGAGCCACUUUGGAGUAAAAAGUCCUUUAGAAUAAUUUUGUACGUGUAAAUCAUUAGCAACCCACAGCAUUUUUCAUCAUGGAGUAUCCACUUUCAUCAGGAUGCCAAACUGAGUGAUACAUCAAAACAAAAAACUCAAUUUGCUCCUUCUAAUACAAAUGAAAACUCAAAAUGUGGCUCUGGUGACACAGGACUCAUUUUGACAGAGCGGGUCACAAAUGCUGAUAGAAAAGUUAGGCUAUAAGAGUGCUCUCAGGAAAAAAAACAAAUAUCAUAGACUCCAGCUGGGGGCCCUCAAAA
This is a messenger RNA of Acanthaster planci (crown-of-thorns starfish), 4633 nucleotides long. Its product is annotated as glycine--tRNA ligase-like. Gene Ontology annotation, cellular component: mitochondrion; cytoplasm. Gene Ontology annotation, biological process: mitochondrial glycyl-tRNA aminoacylation. Gene Ontology annotation, molecular function: glycine-tRNA ligase activity; ATP binding. Lineage: Eukaryota; Metazoa; Echinodermata; Asteroidea; Valvatida; Acanthasteridae. The record is from RefSeq and is a predicted model, not a curated record.